AUGAUCCGCAACGUGCAGCAUGGUCUAUACACAUCAAAUAAACGAAUCUUGUUGGCAGUGUUUUUGUUUUUCCAAUUUCUAACACGACCUGCUGCUUUCAGAUCAUAUCCUCCGGCUUUUAUUGAUCGCAGCAUUCUUUCUAUUCAUGAUGUUUAUUCUCAAUUCUGUCUUCUCUUCAGUAUUCAUUUUCGUGUACUUCCGUUGAGUCUUCGUUGCUUAUAUGUCUUUACGAACUUUUCAUUGACUGAUGAUGACAUCUAUCUAUCUAUCUAUCUAUCUAUCUAUCUAUCUAUCUAUCUAUCUAUCUAUCUAUCUAUCGUAUCUGCUCAUUUCUAUCUAUCUAUCUAUCUAUCUAUCUAUAUCUAUCUAUCUAUCUAUCUAUCUAUCUAUCUAUCUAUCUGUCAGUCUGUUCACCCUUCUCUCUAUUUCCGUCUGUUCAUAUCUAUCUAUCUAUCUAUGUAUAUAUCUAUGUCACAUAGAUGA
Messenger RNA from Acanthosepion pharaonis, 483 nucleotides. The record is from the annotation of a GenBank genome assembly. NCBI's taxonomy places the organism in Eukaryota, Metazoa, Mollusca, Cephalopoda, Sepiida, Sepiidae.